AUGUGUUCCAGCGACCUCUUCCUGUGCGUCCUCGCCAUCCUCUUCCCGCCUCUACCUGGUGUCCCCAAAACAGUCUGGGUGAAGCGCGGCAUCUGCAGCGCAGACUCCAUCAUCAACAUCCUCCUCUGCUGCCUCGGCUUCAUCCCGGGCCUCAUCCACGCCUGGUACAUCAUCGCCAAGUUCCCCGACCCGGAGUACGACUACGACCCCGUGCCCCAGGACGCCGAGGGCGGCCGCGUCCGCUACAUCGUCAUCGACCGCCACCACUGCCAGCACCCCAACAACAAGUCCCAGGGAAGCAGCCGACCGGCCCCGAACAACAACGUCAACUACGGCACCGCCAACGCCAGCUCCGCCCAGCAGCAGCAGCAGCAGAAGCCAGCCCACGCGCCUCAGCAGCAGGGCCUUGCAGACGCUGCCGAGGGGAGCAGCUCGAACAACCAGGGCGUACCCCCCUCAUAUGCCGAGGUGGUUGCUGGCGACAACAAGAUCCAGAGCCACGACUAG
Messenger RNA from Clonostachys byssicola, 507 nucleotides. NCBI's taxonomy places the organism in Eukaryota, Fungi, Ascomycota, Sordariomycetes, Hypocreales, Bionectriaceae. The record is from the annotation of a GenBank genome assembly.